AUGGCAAGGCAGCAACCGGGGCUGGCCUGUGAGGAAUGUCGCCGCCGGAAGGCACGAUGCGAUCGUGGACGCCCUCAAUGCGGAAUCUGCGCUGAUGCUGGUCGGGAAUGUGUCUUUGUGGACAAGAGAGCUCCCCGAGGUCCUAAGAAGGGCCAGUUGAAGGAUUUGCGGUCCCGAGUGGGGCCUCCUACAGCGGAAAUUGAACAGCGAUUGAUUAGCCAGGAUCGUCCACUUGAUGACGGCAUGUCAACUCCAGAGCUUGAGGAUCCGAGUGAGCUGGAGCUCUCCUACGAUGUGCCGAUUGGAAUUGACGUGGAUACCUUUACUACAAUGCCGCCAAUGCCACAAAUGCCACCACGCUCCGUUUCCAUCGAUAAUGCAGCCGAGAUGAAACGAUCAUCAGACUGGACGCUGGCGUCUUGUCGGGCAAAUUCGUGGACUGCAAAUGGAAGCUUUGCCUCUAACCCACAAAACAUGCAUAACUUCCAAUUAGGUGUCAUGUCACCAAUGUCACCUGCACAGACACCUAUCACUCAGAUGACCCUUGGAGAAGAUUUGAGCAUGUCAGACUUAAUGCUGGCUGAUUUGUACGGUGGUCCCCAAAACGUAGACCUACUGUAUUUCGAAAGAGUGCAUCCCAUCGUUCCCAUGAUUCACAAGGAGCGGUAUUUUUCGUGGACAAAUGAUGAGAAUGUUUCACCUUCUCGCAUCUGCUUACGAUCAGCCAUGCGCACUAUUGCCGCCGCGAUGUCCUCUCAAUUCUGUGCUUUCACCGAGCCCUUGUAUGCGCGGACCCGGCGCAUGCUAGAGAUGCAGGAAGUACCAACCGAAACCGGUUUCCCCUGGAUGGCAGGGUCUAGAGAUUCCAGCAAUGGAGUAGAGCACGAGCUCAUCCAGGCAUGGCUUCUCCUUGCUCACUGCGAACUCAUGCGCAAAUCAGAGCAGGAAGCUCUUCUCACAGCCGGACAUGCUUUCACGCUUCUUCAGUUCUCCCACAUAAUUGAACUUGAUAUGCCGAAUGUCGAAGCUUCGCCACCUAGUGAGUACGCAAGCUCAAAUUCAAGUACACCUCCAUAUAUGGCCAAAAGCAUACCGGAUGAAAGCUGGAUGGAGACCGAGGAGAAGCGACGGACAUUAUGGGCCGCAUUUGUUUUCGACCGAUUGUCCAGUAUGCUCAAUGAUCGGCCCGCGAUGCUGCAUGAAGAAAUAAUCCAAACACGUCUCCCAAUGCCCGAGACAGAUUUCCAAGGAGGUCGCUACCCAGUUCCUAUGGGAUUCCUUCCCGAGACAAUGAGUAAUACCAACGACUACGCAUCGCUGCCAUCAUUCGCCCAGUGCGUCGUAUUGGCAAACCUAUACGGCCACUGCUUAGCACACCGACGAAUGGAACAAACUAUUCUACCCCCGGGCUCGGAGUCACAAUCCCAAGACUUCUGGACAAGGCACGAAUGGCUAGCCUCGGCAGCCACAGCAGCCACAAUGACACCCCUCCAGACACUGCCCAACAAACGGGAGACUUCGACGUUGAAGUGUGACUCAAUGGAUUUUUUCAACCACAUCCUCGCCUACAGCGCAUUAAUCUCGCUCAGCGAAACUGCAGAACAACGACUAUGGCAGAACGUCAAUGAUCAGAUGCUUGCGUUGGCAUAUAAGCAAGCAGCCUACCAAGCUGCGAAUGAUGUUGUUCAUCUAAUCCAAAAGUUGCCCCGAGUUGCUUUCUUUAAGAUGCACCCUUUCCUUCCAAACUCAAUAUGCCUCGUUGCUCAGUUCUUGACGAUCGCAACGUCUCAGCUUGCCAACCCGGCGGGUCACAGGCAGGAUGGUGUUCAGAAUUUGAUUAUUGGUUUGAGGCAGUUGAGUGAUGUCAAUAACCUUGCGAGAGAGUCUCUGAUGAAAUUAGAAGCUGGCUUUGGCUGGACCACGUCGGCAAAUGGGGAGUUGUGUUAG
Penicillium verhagenii is the source of this 1947-nucleotide messenger RNA. RefSeq lists its product as uncharacterized. Gene Ontology annotation, cellular component: nucleus. Gene Ontology annotation, molecular function: zinc ion binding; DNA binding; DNA-binding transcription factor activity, RNA polymerase II-specific. The transcript is spliced from 4 exons. The record is from RefSeq and is a predicted model, not a curated record. Gene Ontology annotation, biological process: DNA-templated transcription; regulation of DNA-templated transcription. The coding region runs from base 1 to 1947 and encodes 648 amino acids. Lineage: Eukaryota; Fungi; Ascomycota; Eurotiomycetes; Eurotiales; Aspergillaceae.